AUGGCGCGGGAUAUGUCUGAUAAGGAGAUCCUGAAAAUGGAGCUGGAACAACUUCAGAAGGAGGUUAAGAACACUAGAGAGCCAGUUUCUAAAACCGCAAAGGAGAUUUGUGAAUGGGUUGAGGCCCAAGCCGCAGAAGAUCCUCUCAUAAAAGGAGUUCCUGAGGACAAAAACCCCUUCAAGGAUAAGGGUGGAUGCAUAAUAACGUAGCCCAUGUGAUUUCUUUUGGCAAAAGUAUACGAGGAUGUGUUCAUUUGUGCUAAUGAGAGCUGUUUAGCAGUCAGUUAUCUGAACUUAA
Molecule: messenger RNA, 298 nt
Organism: Ctenopharyngodon idella (grass carp)
Lineage: Eukaryota; Metazoa; Chordata; Actinopteri; Cypriniformes; Xenocyprididae
Gene: gngt2a
Product: guanine nucleotide binding protein (G protein), gamma transducing activity polypeptide 2a
Exons: 2
Coding region: 1-210 (69 amino acids)
Biological process (GO): G protein-coupled receptor signaling pathway
Cellular component (GO): heterotrimeric G-protein complex
Molecular function (GO): G-protein beta-subunit binding
Source: RefSeq, a predicted model, not a curated record